Molecule: messenger RNA, 1263 nt
Organism: Juglans microcarpa x Juglans regia
Lineage: Eukaryota; Viridiplantae; Streptophyta; Magnoliopsida; Fagales; Juglandaceae
Product: protein RGF1 INDUCIBLE TRANSCRIPTION FACTOR 1-like
Exons: 4
Coding region: 368-1081 (237 amino acids)
Source: RefSeq, a predicted model, not a curated record
AGGCUUCCCCGCCCGAACGCAACUUUAUUCGUUUCGAAGAGACGCAAGGGGAGCUAGCUAAGCUACAAGAACCAAAAAUACUGAAACGUAACCCCCAAACAGUCCACGCCCUUCCUCCUCGCACUACAUAUCCUACGAUCCAAAAUCCACCUAACCUAACAUUUCCUGAUCUGAACCGUCACAGUUCCAAGUUUUUGCUCUUUUCUUUUUCAUUCUUGGCUCUGCUUGUCCUUUAGUCGCUCCAUUGUUUUGUUGAUGAAUCUUAUGUUGCUCUCUCUCUCUCUCUCUCUCUCUCUCUCUCUCUCUCUGUUUGUGUAGCUGUGUGUGCGGAUUUGCCUAGUAAUAUUCAACCGGGCUGACAGAGGCAAUGACAUUGGUACCAAGCUGGCUUGAAUCGUUAUUAUCUACGGAUUUCUUCUCCGUUUGCUCCAACCACAAAAAUGCCUCUCGCAGCGAGUGCAACAUGUUCUGCCUUGAUUGCCAUAAUCACGAUGCUUUCUGCUUCUACUGCCGAUCAACACGCCACAAAGAUCACCUUGUUAUCCAAAUUAGGAGAUCAUCGUAUCAUGAUGUUGUUCGGGUGGCGGAGAUUGAGAAGGUUUUGGAUAUAACUGGAGUUCAGACAUAUGUGAUAAACAGUGCCAGAGUUCUCUUCCUCAAUGAGAGACCUCAGCCUAAGAUUACCGGUAAAGGAAGCUCUCAUUUGUGCGAAGUAUGUAAAAGAAGUCUGUUGGAUCCCUUUCGCUUUUGUUCAUUGGGAUGUAAGCUUGUAGGAAUAAAAAAGAAGGGGGAUUCGAGCUUUAACUUAAGCAUGAAAAAUGAUCAUGAAAUCAAGGGAAAUGGAGAAAGAAUGCCGAGAAGAUUCUUCCCAGUAAAGGAAGAUGAUGAUGAAGAACAUGAUGAAUUGCGUGAAGGCCGUAUGAUCCAAUUACAAGACAUGAUUAGGUACCGAAGCAGCAUGUCUCAUCCUGCUGAUCAUCAUCAUCAUCAUCAACACGAUAAUCUUCCAACAAUAUCCAACGUCGUCGUCUCAAGAAGAAGAAGAAAGGGCAUCCCUAGAAGGGCACCUCUAGGGCCCUAGCUAGCUAACCAUGAUCCUUUCUGUACAAGUUGCACAUGUACAUGACGAUCCAGCUAGCAGCUGGCUCAAGAUCUUAAUUCACAAGCCCCGAUCAUCUCAUGGGUUUACCGUCCUAAAUCAAAAGGGUAAGCUGUCCUAAUGGAGGUUUUAAAAACUCAAAAAGGUUAGGUUUAGGUUACUUU